AUGGAUAAUAGCGUGGAGAAGACAAGAAUGAAGUUCGAAGGAGAUUCCUUGUCUGGUGCUGUGGAGGAGAUGUCUGUUGAUUGGAGAGGCAGACCCUGCAAGCAUAAGCAUGGUGGAAUGGCUGCUGCUGUUUUUGUUCUUGGGCUUCAAGCUUUUGAGAUGAUGGGAAUUGCUGCUGUUGGGAACAAUCUCAUCACGUAUGUGUUCAAUGACAUGAACUUUCCUUUGUCAAAGUCUGCCAACAUAGUCACGAACUUUGUAGGAACUGUCUUCCUCCUAUCCCUCCUUGGUGGGUUCCUCUCGGAUUCUUACCUUGGGAGCUUUUGGACAAUGUUGAUCUUUGGGUUUGUGGAGCUCUCUGGUUUUAUAUUAUUGUCCGUUCAGGCCCAUCUCCCGCAGUUGAGGCCACCUAGCUGCAACAUGAUAUCUGAUGGAGUUGAAUGUGUGGAAGCCAAGGGAUACAAGGCUUUGAUAUUCUUUUUGGCACUCUACUUGGUGGCUCUUGGCAGUGGAUGUCUAAAACCAAACAUAAUUUCUCAUGGGGCAGACCAAUUCAAGAAGGAAGACCCCAAGCAAUCCAAGAAGCUCUCCACCUACUUCAAUGUAGCUUAUUUUGCUUUUUGCAUGGGAGAGUUUAUUGCCCUAACCGUUCUUGUUUGGGUCCAAACCCACUCAGGGAUGGAUGUUGGUUUUGGAGUCUCUGCUGCUGCCAUGGCUGUAGGAUUGAUUUGCUUGAUUUCAGGUUCAUUUUCUUACAGGAACAAGCCUCCUAAAGGAAGUAUAUUCACUCCAAUUGCUAAGGUUUUUGUUGCUGCAAUUACAAAAAGAAAGCAAAUUUGUCCCUCAAAUGCACAGAUGCUUCAUGGAUGCCACAACAAUGUGCCAAGCCACGUCCCAGCUACGUCACCUGACGUCACCAAGUUGCUUCGUGCUGAAAAGUUCAGGUUCCUGGAUAAGGUCUGCAUCAAAAUCCAAGAUGCAAGUCAGGCAAGUGAGAGUCGGUGGAGAUUAUGCACGGUGGCUCAAAUGGAGCAAGUGAGGAUACUCGUUUCAGUCAUUCCUAUAUUUGCCUGCACUAUCAUUUUCAACACUAUUUUAGCACAGCUACAGACUUUCUCAGUUCAACAAGGAAGUUCUAUGAACACUCGGAUCACAAAAAGCUUCAAAAUCCCUCCAGCUUCACUUCAAUCCAUCCCUUACAUCAUGCUUAUCUUUGUUGUCCCGCUCUAUGAAACUGUCUUUGUACCGUUUGCUCGAAGAAUCACUGGAAAAGACUGUGGAAUUACUCCUCUACAAAGGGUUGGAAUCGGACUUUUUAUUGCAACAUUUUCCAUGGUUUCAGCUGCGUUAAUUGAAAGGAAGAGAAGAACCUCAGCUCUGGAUUAUCAGGAAACGUUGUCCAUAUUUUGGAUUGCUCCCCAAUUUCUCAUCUUUGGUCUCUCAGAGAUGUUCACUGCAGUAGGUCUUAUAGAGUUCUUCUACAAACAAUCCUUGGAAGGGAUGCAGUCCUUUCUAACUGCCAUGACAUAUUGCUCAUACUCAUUUGGCUUCUACCUGAGUUCCCUCCUUGUUUCUCUAGUGAACAAAAUUACCUCAAGCUCUUCAAAUGGUGGCUGGCUUAGCGACAAUGACCUAAACAAAAACAAGUUAGACCUUUUCUAUUGGUUACUAGCUGCCCUAAGUCUCAUCAACUUCUUUAAUUAUCUUUUUUGGUCAAGAUGGUAUUCUUAUAAUCCAUCUCUAUCACCUACUGCACCCCAUGAUCACUCUCUUAGACAAGACAUAGAGAGCCAAAACUUCAACUCUUCUAAGCAUGUUGGACCUGAAAAUAAUAUAUCUUGA
Dovyalis caffra is the source of this 1842-nucleotide messenger RNA. The record is from the annotation of a GenBank genome assembly. Lineage: Eukaryota; Viridiplantae; Streptophyta; Magnoliopsida; Malpighiales; Salicaceae.